Molecule: messenger RNA, 450 nt
Organism: Closterium sp. Naga37s-1
Lineage: Eukaryota; Viridiplantae; Streptophyta; Zygnematophyceae; Desmidiales; Closteriaceae
Source: the annotation of a GenBank genome assembly
AUGAUUCACUUCUUCCAAAUCCUCGCAUCCUCGCUCUUCCCCACCCCAUCCUCUUCUCGCCCUCACCUACCGCGCCACCAGCUGUGGCGACCGCAGCUAAACCCUUCAAACGUGGUGCGGCAGAUGCAAGAGGCGGGGCGCGCAGACGCGGCGCCGGUGGUGGUGAUGGCGCUGAUGGCGGAGCGGGAGGUUCGGCGCGCGCUGGCGGAGAGGACGGCGUGGGAUCGGCGCACCAAGCGCGCGGUCAUGCGCAUGGCGGCUGUUGCGCGCGCGUGCAAGGUGAGGGAGGAGGAGGAAGGUAGGGUUGGUAGGGAGUGCAGAGUGAGCGCGCUGAGGGAGGAUUCCACGUGGGGUGGCAGGGCGUGCAAAGCGGAGAUUAUUCGGUUCGAGGCUAUCGACCUCAUCAGACAUCGCAGGGGAGCCGGACGGCAGCAGAAAACGGGACACUAG